CCCCCUCCCUCACAGCCAAAAUGGAGAACGACCGUGGCGAGAUCGUCGACCUCUACGUCCCGCGCAAGUGCAGCGCUACCAACCGCAUCAUCAAGGCCAAGGACCACGGCUCUGUCCAGAUCUCCAUCGCCAAGGUCGACGAGAACGGCCGCGCUGUCCCCGGCGAGAACCACGUCUACGCCCUCUGCGGCUUCAUCCGCGCCAUGGGCGAGUCCGACGACUCCCUGAACCGAUUGGCCCAGCGUGACGGUCUCGUCAAGAGCGUCUGGAGCGCCCAGCGAUAAAUUUUUCCUUUUUUGCAACAACACGAAAAAAGACUUGGAAGAG
This is a messenger RNA of Trichoderma citrinoviride, 327 nucleotides long. Its product is annotated as ribosomal protein S21e. Gene Ontology annotation, cellular component: ribosome; cytosolic small ribosomal subunit. Gene Ontology annotation, molecular function: structural constituent of ribosome. Gene Ontology annotation, biological process: translation; endonucleolytic cleavage to generate mature 3'-end of SSU-rRNA from (SSU-rRNA, 5.8S rRNA, LSU-rRNA); endonucleolytic cleavage in ITS1 to separate SSU-rRNA from 5.8S rRNA and LSU-rRNA from tricistronic rRNA transcript (SSU-rRNA, 5.8S rRNA, LSU-rRNA). The transcript has 2 exons. Lineage: Eukaryota; Fungi; Ascomycota; Sordariomycetes; Hypocreales; Hypocreaceae. Bases 21 to 284 code for a protein of 87 amino acids. The record is from RefSeq and is a predicted model, not a curated record.